Messenger RNA from Glossina fuscipes, 4343 nucleotides. Its product is annotated as speract receptor. The record is from RefSeq and is a predicted model, not a curated record. NCBI's taxonomy places the organism in Eukaryota, Metazoa, Arthropoda, Insecta, Diptera, Glossinidae. Gene Ontology annotation, cellular component: membrane. Gene Ontology annotation, molecular function: ATP binding; guanylate cyclase activity; protein kinase activity. Gene Ontology annotation, biological process: protein phosphorylation; cGMP biosynthetic process; intracellular signal transduction. The transcript has 17 exons. The coding region runs from base 554 to 4309 and encodes 1251 amino acids.
UAAUUUUGUGUUGAAUUAAAGACGAAAUAAGAAGAAAAUAAAGGCAAACUUUAUGCCGAUUGUUAUUAUAAUAUUCACUACAAGCUUGCAUUCGAAUGUAGAGAGAGAUCCUUAAAUAAACCCGUGUCCCGUGAACGUAUUAGUGGACAAAUAGAUGUAUGAUAUUUGAAAUAAACUUGACGUUUCUUUGUAGGUAUUUAGUUAGUCCGUCUAAUUUAUGUACGAUUUCGCGACAAUUACGGGCGUAUUCUUGAAACGAUUCAAUUGAUUUAUCUCCACGCUUCUAUGUACGUCUGAUACGAUCCAUAAAUUUGCUACGCUUUGCGAUUUAUUUGAUUUAAUAGGAAGAAGAUAAAACGUACAACUAUUUGAAAGAAUUGUAAAAAGAAAGGAAAAAGAGAAAAUAUGAAACGCAAAAAAUUGAGAUAAAUUCCUUACACAACUGAAAAAUGUCCUAUAAGGAUUUACAGAAGAAGUAGAAAAAUAAAAGUAUUUUAGAUCGCGCUGUUAAAGAAAGGUGGUUUCCUUCUUAUCUUAGCCGGUGCGACACGUAAUGAGGGGUUUGUUACGCUAUACAGCGUUGCAUUUAUUGUCAUCGUUAUUACUGCCCGUCAAAACAUUUGUAUUGAUUGCUUUUUUAAUAAUAAUUUUCACCUAUUUUACCUCGCUGAUACAAGCAGAAGUCUUUACCUUGGGCUAUUUAACUGGUUCACAAAGAAGUCCUGGUAAUUUGGAUUAUCAAAAACCGGAUUUAGGUCAUUCUUUGGAUUUUUUGGUAGCCGAAACUUAUGGUGAUGAGGUUAACAGCAUACGUCAGACGGCUUCGCUAUGGACCGAGCAAGCGGUGGCUUAUAUAGGACCACAAGAGACUUGUGUACACGAGGGACGUAUGGCUGCCGCAUUUAAUUUACCUAUGAUUUCAUAUUAUUGCACACAUCGUGACACUUCUAAUAAAAGAGAUUUUCCUACUUUCGCCCGUACUCGUCCGCCAGAUACCCAAAUCUCCAAGUCUGUGGUGUCCUUAUUAUUAGCUUUCAACUGGACACAGAUAACAUUUCUAUAUCUGAAUCAUGCAGACAGUCUAUAUCAGCCGGUAGCCGACACCAUUUUAACCAUAUUAAACAGCGCAGGCAUUGUCAUACGCGACGUUAAAACUUGGCAAGCAAUUUAUCAUCACGGCUUUAAGGUUAAUCCCUUUGAUGAAUUAGUUGAGUAUACUUACACUAAUACCAGAAUUUAUCUUAUCCUCGGCCAUUAUUACGAACAUGUGGGCUUAAUGGUGAGUUUACAACGUAAGGGUCUCUUAGCCAGAGGUGAUUAUUUUGUCGUAGGUAUUGAUAUCGAGCAAUACGAUCCAUCAUCGCCUGACAAAUAUUUAAGAGGCUUACUGUUGGAGAGAUCAGAUAAAUUGGCAGAGAUUGCCUUUCAAUCCUAUUUAGGUAUAUAUCCUUCGGCACCGGUCUCGUUUGCCCAAUUCGCUAAAGAGGUUAACAAAUAUAUGGAACAACCACCGUUCAAUUUUCCCAAUCCGCUGGGAUUUUUUGGAGGCACCAAAAAGAUAAGCGCCGAAGCAGCAUAUUUAUAUGAUGCCGUUCAUUUGUAUGCCGAUGCCUUGAUAAAGGUACUUAAAGCAGGUGGUGAUGCUAGGAAUGGCACCGCCAUAAUUGAGGCUAUCAAAGGCGUCAAAUAUUUAAGUGCUAUGGGUUAUCAUGUGUAUAUUGAUGAGAAUGGAGACGCAGCUGGUAAUUAUACAGUAUUAGCUCGUGGCUUAGCACGUAAUCGUAGAAAUAAAACAGUUCCUGGUCUUGUGCCAGUGGGUACAUUUAGACAAACAUGCAGUGAUAAAUUGCCAGAUCUCAAAUUAUACGGGAAAAUAGCUUGGGCAGGUGCGGGUCGCCCUGAAGCCGAACCAAAAUGUGGAUUUACCGGCGAGAAAUGCAUUAGUUACACUGGCGAAAUAUCUGCAGGUAUUGCCGGUGGCGCUCUCCUAAUAUUAGGAAUAGUAUCAUUGGUAUUAUAUCGUAAUUGGCGUUACGAACAAGAGCUUGAUAGCCUCUUGUGGAAAAUUGACUUUCGCGAUGUACAAAUGCAUGAAAACGAAAAGGAAAAGGAAGCGAAUAAUGCACAAAAGCAAACAAGAUCCACUCAUCCCUUAAUACGUACCAGUCAAGUUAGUUUAAGUUCUAAUCCCGAUGCAGAUUUUCGUUAUACCACUAUUUUUACACCGAUUGGUUUAUAUAAGGGCCAAUUGUACGCGAUAAAAAAAGUGCGUAAAAAAUGUGUCGACAUUACGCGCGAAAUGAAAAAGGAGCUUAAAUUGUUACGCGAUACUCGUCAUGAUAAUAUUUGCGCUUUUAUUGGAGCCUGUACUGAGCCCCCCAAUAUAUGUAUUAUAACCGAAUAUUGUACCAGAGGCAGUUUAAAGGACAUACUAGAAAAUGACGAUGUGAAGCUGGAUAAUAUGUUUAUUGCGUCAAUGGUAGCCGACAUUAUAAGAGGUGUGAUUUAUUUACACGAAUCGCCUAUACGCUGCCAUGGCUCUUUAUGCACUUCGAAUUGUUUGGUUGACUCGCGCUGGGUGGUGAAAUUAAGCGAUUUCGGUUUAUUCGAUUUUAAAAAGGGCAUCGAAGACAACUCUAUCGAUUUGCAAAGUAUAGCAGUUAAGUCUAUAAAACUUUUAUACCGUGCUCCCGAGCUCUUACGCCAAGGUCCCGCUUCCUUGGUAAUGGGCACUCAAAAGGGCGAUUCUUAUUCAUUUGGUAUUGUUUUAUACGAAAUUCACGUACGACAUGGUCCUUUUGGCGAAACCGGUUUAACUCCCAUGAAAUGCUUAGAAAAAGUGCUACAUGUUCAGGACAAUUUGUAUCCGUAUCGGCCUUCAUUGCAACCUUUGGAAACAUCCUUUGAUUGUGUACGUGAAAUUUUAAAAGAGUGUUGGUCUGAACGGCCAGAGGAGAGACCGGACUUUAAAAUCAUACGUGCCAAACUGAGGCCCUUACGCAAGGGUAUGAAACCCAAUAUUUUCGAUAAUAUGAUGGCUAUGAUGGAAAAAUAUGCGAAUAAUUUGGAAGCUUUAGUAGACGAGCGUACCGAUCAAUUGCAAGAAGAGAAAAAGAAGACUGAAGCUUUGCUAUUGGAAAUGUUGCCCCGACCGGUGGCAGAGCAACUCAAAAAGGGACAUAAAGUUGAUCCCGAAAGCUAUGAACAGGUUUCAAUAUACUUUAGUGAUAUUGUGGGAUUUACUGCCAUGUCAGCGGAAAGCACUCCGCUACAAGUGGUAGAUUUCCUUAAUGAUUUGUAUACGUGCUUUGAUUCUAUUAUCGGGCACUAUGAUGUUUAUAAAGUAGAGACUAUAGGCGAUGCAUAUAUGGUCGUCUCGGGAUUACCAAUACGUAAUAAUGAUAUACAUGCUGCCGAAAUAGCUUCUAUGUCUCUCCAUUUGCUAAAUGCGGUAUCUGAAUUUAAAAUAAGGCAUCGUCCGGACAAUAAAUUACUUUUACGCAUUGGUAUCCAUACCGGUCCAGUGUGCGCUGGCGUGGUAGGUCUAAAAAUGCCACGAUAUUGUUUAUUCGGUGAUACAGUAAACACUGCCUCACGCAUGGAAUCCAAUGGAGUGCCCUUAAAAAUUCACUGCAGUCGACAAUGCAAAGAGUUGCUAGAGAAAUUGGGCGGUUACUAUUAUCAAGAACGUGGUGUUAUACCAAUGAAAGGCAAAGGUGAGCAACGAACUUAUUGGCUAUUGGGUGAAGAUGCCGAGGCACGUGAGAAACGGUCCUACGAAAGGUCGCAGCGACGCGGUUCAAAAGCCUUAAACAAAUACGUUCAAGGUACUAUUAAACAAGAGAAAGAAAAACAACACCAACAACAGCAGCGACACAACCAUCAAGGAAAUGCAAGGCACGAAGGAGAGAAGCCAGAAAAAAUAUUGGGAUGUGAACAACUAGCGCAACAACAUUUAUCGGUAGCUAAUCACUUAGGUAUACGGUCUUCUUUGAAAAAUAAAAGUUUACCACGUAAUUCUAUGACCAGAUCAUCGAGUCUAGAAUCACCAAAGAAAUUACGAUUUGCUGCUGGAAAUUUGCUGGAACAUCAUCGCUAUCACAGUGAUGAAGCCUUGCUGGAAGUGAUAACCGAUACUUAUAACAACGCUAUAAGACGAUCUUCAGCCUCUUCGACUUACUCCCGUUAUGAAGAAUCGAAUUUGUCUUGCCACAAUUGGGAAGACAUCAAUAACUGUAAACGCCAAAGACGUCCAUCAUCGUAUCCGACUGCCAAUACGCCACUCUUGCUUAAUUUAAGCGACACUUGAAUUAUGAAAACAAUUUCGAAAUAAGCUGAAAAUA